AUGCAGAAGGAACAACUGGAAACCAUGAAGACGGUGUUGCAGCAGUUUAUUGAUUACAUGGAAGAGAAGAAGCAUAUGAUGGAUGCCAUAGGUGCAAAUUGUCACAAUUCUGGUUGGAAUGAUAUAACAGACGACGGCACCUUGUUCACGCAACAAACAGUAGCAGACGUCAUACGGUGCAAACUCAUGACAGCAGCAUUGUGGUUUGCGAACGGUGAUAACACACAACAGAAGAAGGCGAACGGGCCAAGUACAGAUAUGAAUGAAAUGGAAAAGCAGCUGCGAUGCGAGCUAGCCAAUGCAUUUGGGUAUAUACUGCACCACAAGUAUUGUGAACCUAGACCAGGAUUUAAGAGGGGAAUAGAGUACGCCUGGAAAACAAUGAUAGAAAUGGGUUCAAGUAAAUAUGCACCGGAGCAACCAAUGACAGGUCCAGUCUUUGAGCGAAGGUGCACAGAAUGUGGGUAUAAUGUUACAAACGCUACAUUUAGAGCAGUAAAUGGGGACAUUGCAGAACUGUUAAUAACACAGGGGAAAAUAAUGGACACAAUAGGGCACAUAGAGAAGACAGUGGACUGUAGUAUGAAGUGGGACGUUUAUGUAAAACAAAAGAAGAAGGACCUUGGCACUGAAGACCUGGACACAAAAACCAUCCCUGAAAUAACACAGGAGGCACAGAACAUAGUGGAGGAAGCCACAAGGGUAAUUGAGUUAGCAAAGGAAGAAGUAGAAAAGGAAAUUGAAAAACAGAAAGGCAAGAACCCACAACCUCCUCCACAAGACGGUGGAACAUCAGCGGAAACACCAAAGGAACCACCGGCCGCAGCAGCAACAUCAGGAGUAGGCCAAGGACCGGGUCCAGGAUCAGGCUCGACGGCACAACAACCCCCACCACCAGCACAGCCGCCUCAGGAGAAGACUUCUGCGGACGACCACAAGGGGAAGAAAGCAGACAAAGCAGGUAAGUGCACAGAGAGUUCCACCAGUACGAAUACGAACGGAUCCGGCGUUAGCAUAAGCCUCGGGUGCACUGCAGAUUCCGCGUUGGGCGUUCCCGACAGUACACUCCACAGUCCAUCGGAUGCUGCACCAGGCGAUGCCGUCGUCACUGGCGGCAACGAUGACCCCCCUCCUCUCAAUCCACCCAAACCUAAACCGAACCCGAACCCAAAUCAAUCGGGUAGUAGUGGCAGUUUCAGUGACGCCGACUUGGCGGAUGGAGUUUCUGGUGGGGAAGGAACAGAAGGUGGGGGUGGUCAAAAGGAUGCUGGAAGGGCCGGUAGCGGAAGUCCAGGAGGAGGAGGUCGUAGUGGUGGUGGUGGUACAAGUGGUGCAGGACAAGGCGGUAGUGGUACUGAUGGUGCAGGGGCCGCGUCUACCCCUGCCACCCCUUCCCUUUUCCCGGAAUUAAAAUGGGAGGAUGUCAAGCCGUACACCCCCGCGAUCAUUCCCGCAGUGGUUGGUAUUGGGGUCAUUGCGUUCUUCCUCUGGAAGUACUUUGCGCACCUCGGCCACAAACGACGACGAACGUAUCGAACCGUUCGUGACGUGCCGUCACCGCCACUCGACGAAGACAUAUUGCAACAUCUACAACGCGGCGAACUGCCGCCACCCGAUUACGGGUACAACAUGAUUAGGGAUAGGCAACCUGCGUCAACAUCCGCCCGCCGACGGCGCCCACCACGAGUGCAUAAGCGCACGAUCAUCGAGCUACAUCUAGAGGUGCUCAACGAAUGUGAAGCGACCGAAUGGGAAAAUGUCAAAGAGGACUAUUUGCAAAUACUCGUUGAAGCGUUUGCUCGCGCCUUGGAGCGUGAUGCAAACGGGCAUAGUAGUUUCCCGAAUGCUCCUAGCACAAACCAGGGUCUGCCAGGGACCAAUGUUACAUUCACCAUGGAUCCACCCACUGACGCCGACGGAACGGAUGCAUGUCCACCACACGACCCCGAUCCAUGGAGUUGUAUGGAAAACAUACAGUUAGCAACGCAUCCUUGUGCACCCAAUGAAGACGACCCAGAUCCAUGCAGUGCUAUGGAAACUAUACCGUUAGCAACGUGCCCUUCUGCAUCUAACGAAGAGGACCGAUGGAAUUGUAUGGAAACUAUACCGUUAGCAACGGAACCUUGUGCACCUAAUGCUGAUGACCCCGAUCCAUGGAGUUGUAUGGAAACCAUACAGUUAGAAGAAGAGGGGACUCCUGCUCCCUUUCCAUCCUCUUCCGACCCCGGUGACGCGACGUCCGCCUGCACCCACUGGAUUAACUGGAUUGAUCGCCACAAACAUAUGUUGCGCGCGUGCACGCGGCAAACGUGGUUUAAUGCCCUCAAAUUGGACUGGAAACAAUUCCUGCGUGAGCACAUGGUGCCAAACGGAGCAUCCGGUGAGCACAGGAAAGCCGCAUCUAUGGAGAGCAAGAAGCACGCAUGGAAAGAAUGGGUUGGAAAGCAACAUGCGCUUAUGCAUAUAUAUAGUGCGCAGGAGUGGUUUAAGCAUUUAUUAGAAACUAUAGAGCACGAGACAGAAUCGCAAAAAGGCGAAGUACCUGGAGUUGAAACAGACUUAGAACUGGAAAAAGUACCGGCCGCAGAAGAUAUGCUACGAGUGAGAGAUGUACCGCGGUCGCAACCACUCCAUGAGCACUACUACCAGCAGAAACACUUAAUUUCCAAAUUGUGGAUACUCAUCCUGGCAUUAGUCAUACAACAGUGCGAGCUCGAAUGUCGUUUGCAGGAGAAGGAGUUAUAUGUGGAUGAUCUAUUGCACAAGCUCUGCAACUAG
Messenger RNA from Plasmodium fragile, 2778 nucleotides. RefSeq lists its product as uncharacterized. The transcript has 4 exons. The record is from RefSeq and is a predicted model, not a curated record. NCBI's taxonomy places the organism in Eukaryota, Apicomplexa, Aconoidasida, Haemosporida, Plasmodiidae. The coding region runs from base 1 to 2778 and encodes 925 amino acids.